This is a messenger RNA of Penicillium cataractarum, 1773 nucleotides long. Its product is annotated as CocE/NonD family hydrolase. Gene Ontology annotation, molecular function: dipeptidyl-peptidase activity. The record is from RefSeq and is a predicted model, not a curated record. The transcript has 2 exons. Bases 1 to 1773 code for a protein of 590 amino acids. Lineage: Eukaryota; Fungi; Ascomycota; Eurotiomycetes; Eurotiales; Aspergillaceae.
AUGCCUGCACCCGUUCAAGUGGCCUAUACGCCAAUCCACAAACCUCGAGUAGGCGAGAACAACUACCAAGGCUUUGCUCCUGGUCGUCAAGAGAUUCUUCCAAAGGGUUGGAAGCUAUGCCACGAAACGAAAGCCCUGACUGAGGAUCUGUUGGUUGAACAUGAUGUUGAAAUAGUUGUGCGCGAUGGCUGCAGAUUGUACGUCGAUAUAUAUCGCCCGGCCAACAGCUCCGAGAAGGUACCUGCAAUUAUGGGCUGGUCCUGCUACGGAAAGAAAUACAGUUCCUACCACAUGUUUCCCCGAGUUGUAUGGAAUGUCUGUGUCAACCCUUCCGACCUCUCUGGACUGGAAAAAUUCGAAGGCCUCGACCCUCAGCUCUGGUGCCCCCGCGGAUAUGCGAUCAUCUCGGUCGAUUCUCGCGGCACCGGUAAUAGUGAUGGCCAGAUUCCUUUGAUGGGCUCUCAAGACGGCGAAGAUGGUUACGACGUUGUUGAGGCGAUCGCUGCAAAGCCUUGGUGUAAUGGCCGGGUCGGAUUGGCGGGGAAUUCAGCGCUGGCGAUCUCUCAAUGGUUUACUGCACAGCUAGCCCCGCCGUCUCUUGCAGCGAUUGCACCUUGGGAAGGGGCAGCCGACAUCUUCCGGGAGCAGUUUUGUCGAGGAGGUAUAUUCUCUAUGAGCAAUUUCGAGAUGAUCACCGAGAAAAGUAUUCGGGGAGGUUCGGGAGUGGAAGAUCUGGCUGAGAUGUACAGACGCUGCAAGACGUCUAAUACAUAUUGGGAGGACAAAAGGGCAGAUAUGUCCAAUAUUCAGUGUCCAACGUUUAUCGUCGGAUCUGACCUGAGCUCUAUACAUACUAUGGGGUCUAUUCGAGGCUGGAUGGAGAUUACGCACGCCAAUAAGUGGAUUCGAUGGUCCGGAUAUCAAGAGUGGUUUGAGUUAUAUUGCAACAAGGAAAUGGACGCAGAAUUACACCAGUUCUUUGAUCGUUACCUUAUUGGCAUCGAGAACGACUGGGAGAAGACACCUCAAGUCCGCUGGACAUCCCUGCAAUUCGGCGAUCGCAAUCCUCGCGAGAAUCUGGUUUACGACAACUUUCCGAUUCCGCAAACCGACUAUCGCGAACUAUUCUUGCAUGAAAAUACCUUGAUACAAGAGCCAGCUUCAUCGGCGUCUUCAUUGUCAUACAAUUCGGAGGAUCCGCAAAAUUUCGCAGAAUUCUCCUUUACUUUUACGGAUGCGUCACGAUUGAUUGGGCUACCAAAAGCAACCCUCUACAUGUCGUGCAAGGAACAUGAUGACAUGUGUGUAUAUGUGAUCAUCCGGAAGAAGGGUCGCGACGGCACACCUUUAAUGCAUCUGAACUUUCCUCGUGAGGUCACACCCGUUCAACGAAUUGCCGACAUCAAGCCUGAGCAACGGACGAGCACAACCCUUUUCCUGGGACCCACUGGCCAGCUUCGAGCCUCUCAUCGGAACUACGACUUGAGCAAAAGCAUCCAUCCCCAAUUUCCUUUCCAUCCGCAUGAUACGGAGGACAAAGUCACCCCUGGAGAAAUUGUGAAACUUGAAAUCGGCAUCUGGUCGAUGGGUAUCGACUUCGAGGCCGGAGAAACGAUCAGCAUUCGCGUUGGAGGGGUCUUUCCUAGUAUUGCAGAAUACUCUGCUUACCAUAACCCACGGCCCGAAGAAGAGCGUAACAAGGGGGUUCACACCAUCCACUUUGGGCCUGAACACCGAAGCAGCAUUAUCCUACCAUUCAUUCCUUUGAAAUAA